Messenger RNA from Cydia fagiglandana, 5051 nucleotides. Its product is annotated as kinesin-like protein CG14535. NCBI's taxonomy places the organism in Eukaryota, Metazoa, Arthropoda, Insecta, Lepidoptera, Tortricidae. Gene Ontology annotation, biological process: microtubule-based movement. Bases 52 to 4167 code for a protein of 1371 amino acids. The transcript has 9 exons. The record is from RefSeq and is a predicted model, not a curated record. Gene Ontology annotation, molecular function: microtubule motor activity; ATP binding; microtubule binding.
AUAAUCUGGGACGUUUCUUUUCAGGUCUCGAGGACAAUCCAAGCCAGCACAAUGAGUGUGACUAAGGGGGGGAGGAGGAUCCCCACUCCCAUGCCGCCCCCCAAGGACGUGUAUCACAGCAAUAGGUCUACUCCGAAAUUGGUGGGCUCAGACGCAUCGUAUAGGCUGAGUCACUAUGAAAUCGAGGCACUUAACGCUGUUAAAGCGACGGCUCCGAAAAUGGACCGCAACGGUUAUUUUUUCUACGUUGCGUCUACCGCGAAGAAAAAGAAAAUAAGUUUGAUGCAGCCAAAGCCUCCUCGAGUGGCCUUCGUCGACAAGCGGCGGCCAGGGGUGGCAGAGAGGAUCGAGUACGAGCCUCGGGCCAGUGUGGCUCCAAACGCCACGGAGUACGCACGCGAGGACCCUAUGACGCAGCGAGGCCCGUCGCCCGCGCCACGCGCGCGCCUCUACACGCAACUCGAGAGUUAUCAGCCGCGAUAUCAUACCAUACGUGACAGUGGUGAUAAGAGAGUGGACAGUGAGUGCCGGAGACGGAAAAAGGAUCAAAGGAUUCCUGGACAGCCACAGGGUGUUUUGAGCAGGACAUCGACAGCAAAAUGCAGCGGCUCUCCACACCGGCAGCGGCGGCGGGAGGAGGAAGGGAGCCCCGCCGGGUUCUGCGCGGCGCUGCACAAGACGCCGCCCGCGCCGCCGCCGGCCCUGCUGCGCCGGCUCGGCGUCAAGGAGCCCACUGGCGUCGGGAAGGUGAAAGUGAUGCUUCGCGUCGGCGCCUCGGGCGAAGGUCCCUUCGCGAGUGGCACCCAAACGUUCUCCUUAGACAAACGCAAGAAACAAGUGAGCCUCUGCGAGAACACCACCGGCGCUGCCGCCGCGCCCGAGGACAGGAAGGUCGGCGUGGCCGCGCCGAAGAUGUUCGCGUUUGACGCCAUCUUCUCCCAGGAUGACUCACAGACGGAGAUUUGUUCGAGCGCUCUCACGGACGUUAUUCACGCGGUUAUCAACGGGACCGACGGUUGCCUCUUCUGUUUUGGACACGCAGGACUAGGUAAAUCGUACACAAUGUUGGGGCGACCGGAGUCGGCGGCGUCGCUGGGCGCCAUCCCGUGCGCCAUCGCCUGGCUGUUCCGGGGCAUCGCUGAGCAGCGCCACAAGUGCGGAACAAGAUUCUCCAUACGAGUGUCUGCCGUUGAACUCUGCACCAAUACCAACCAAAUCAGAGAUUUGUUGACGCCCUAUCAAAAUGAUACAGAACAAUCGCCCGGCGUCUACCUUCGAGACGACCCUCUCUUCGGGACGCACCUCCAGAACCAGUCAGAGUUGCGCGUGCACAGCGCGGAGAAGGCAGCCUUCUACCUAGAUGCCGCCCUAGCCACGCGGGGGGCGAGGGAGGAGGGCAAGGACAGCCAUCUUCUGUACACUCUACAUGUGUACCAGUACAGUGUUGGUGGAAAAGGGGCCGUCGCCGGAGGUCGGAGUCGCCUGCAUUUAAUUGACUUAGGAAACUCAGAACGAGGUAAAGCUAGCGGAGGAAUCCCGCUUUCUGGUCUAGGAAAUAUAUUACUGGCAAUAUUUAAUGGGCAAAGACAUCUACCGUACAGAGACCAUAAUCUCACACACGUACUUAAGGAAUGCCUUGGGUCGCUCACUUGUCAUACUGCCAUGAUAGUCCAUGUGUCGCCUACCGUACAAAACUACUCUGAUACUUUGACUACUUUACAAUUAGCAUCGAGAAUACACAGGCUCAGAAGAAGAAAAAUUAAAUAUUCUGCUAACAAUAACGCGGGAUCUGGAGGCAGUUCGGGAGAAGAUGCUUCAAAACCUAGUAGCAGUGAACCAGAUCCUUCCAGCAGUGACCUGUCCGCAGACACUGUUAUAUACGUCGGACCAUUAGAUGAUGCAACUGAUGGUGAACAUCCACCAGUGUAUAUUCCACACAUGAACUCUGGCGACAAUAGAGGUGUAAUAAGUAAAGCACUGAGAGGGUCAGCGUUAGAACAUAAACAUAAAUCAUCUUUAUCUAAAGUUAUCGAAGAAAAAAGCCCUGUUCAUAAAUUACACUCUUCUCCUAAAGCUUCUCCCAUGAAAACUGCCCUACAAUCGUCAAGCCACACCCCAAAGUCUUCACCAGUUCAUUCCGCUACUUCCAAACUAACACCCGUUAAAAAAGUAUGUUCAAAACAUACAGAAGACGUUAAAAGUACUAGUGAUGAACAAUGGAUAGAUGGUCCUCGAAUAUCUAAAUCAAAAUUAGUAGAAGUUAGGCACAUCAUAAAAGAAACUCAAGAAAAACAACGUGAAACUUGGAUCGAUGGACCAAUGCAAGAAACGAAAUUGCCACUACAAUUUGAAUCAGUUCCGAUUCAAUCCAAUCAACUACCCUUGCAAAUUGGCAUACUUGGUUCACAUGGUAGCGAAAAUAUUGGAUACGGUUACAUGGAUAAUCAUAAAAAGAAUAUGAUUAGAAAGUGGGUUGAAAAUCAAACCUCACAAAUCCAUAAAUCACGACAUAAUUCUCCCAGUCAUAAAAGUCAGUCAAGUCACAAAAACUUAACACAAAAGGUUUCAGAGGAACCAGAGACAACACACAAAAUGGAACCAUUGAAAGAGUCAGCAAAGCGCAUUCACGUCGAAGAGUCUACAGUAAGAACUGGCCUAAAAGCUGCUUCAAAGGGCAAUGCAAUAGAAGAAGAGAGCAUAGGUCCACCAGUUAGUGACACCCAAACACCUAAGAAGUCUAAUAGUAAAAUUAUUGCAAAGAAUGACAUAGAUGACGACGACGAUAGUGAGGAACUAGCAGAAAUUCCACCCGCUCUGCCUAUAAUACAGCCAAGUAGUCUAAGUAGUAGAGAAGUAUCUAUGGAGAGCUUAGAUAGUAAAUAUAAAGAACGAAUGAGAAUGGAUGAUGAAUUAAUGUCUAACCAUAGCAGAGAUAUUGACGCUCAUGGUUUAAGUAGGUUAGCAGAAGAUGAUGACGAAAUCUUAGAAAUUAUAGAAAUAGAGGAACCGUUAGAACCGGUACCAAUGCAAGAUUGUUGCUUACAAGUAACCGAAGAAGACAUCGCACUUUGUAUGGGUUACACUGAUAAUCAUUUCCUAGAUGCGGACCAGGAAGACGCAGAAGAUCAUCCGCUGAGGAUUCUUAGUCAAGAAAACUUAACCGUAGCAUCAACAUUUACAGAUACAUUAUCAUUAUAUAGUGAAGUCGAACGACAAAUUAGAAACGAAGCAUAUCUUAGACAAACUCUCGGGUUUUAUACAGAAAAUUUUUGUUACGAAUAUGCCUUAGGCGGUGAUGUGAAUCCUCACGAAAGUUUACCGUCAUCUCGUUCGAGAAUAGACGACAUGCUGGGGCUUGCUGAACUGUACGGUUCUAGAAAAAUGUUGGAUAAUAAUGAUCUACCCAACACGAGGAUCGCUCCCCAGUUCCAGUCACUGUCUCUUUGCAAUGUAAGAGAUACAGAAGAAUUUCACGGUGAUGGUUCAGUUUACAGUGAACCCGCGUAUCGACCCAGUGAUAAAAUAUGUGAUAGUUGCAAGAGAACUAUGUCUCGACCGGGUAGUGCAGUUGGAGAGUGCGGUGCUUUUCAAGAUAUAGAAUGUGCACAGAACGACACAUACGGCCCUUUCGAAAGAUACAGAGGGAACGACAUAACAGACGCUAGAAUAGCAUCAUUGAGGCAUCCAGAUGGAGCAUCCGAUCCAAAUUUACGAGAAGAAAAGCGAAUACCAGGUAAUGGUGCGCCGUCAAAUAAUUUUCGAGAGUUGAAAUCAAAUCUUCACCUAGAAGUUACACCUCCAGUAGUGACAACUGAACCUCGUUCGGACAAGAAUGAAAAGGGAGAUAAAAGUGUAGCAAGAAUUUUUGGCAGUUCUAAACCGGAUGGUUACGAUAGCGGCCACGAAUCUACACCGAGAACAGGGAAACAUAGCCCCGCAGCUACCUCGAGACGAGCCGAGUCUGGCUACGACUCUGUCCCGAGAGAUUCAGAUGCAUCAUCUUUAGACUCAUAUCCGACGCGGAGAGCGGCGGUGGCCCGAGCGCACGCCAAGAAACACACGACGGCCAAAUACAAACAACAUAGUGACCGUUCGUUUUGUUCGUGGCUCCGAAAUCCCUUUGCAUGCAAAUAUGCUGAUACAGACCCCGAAAUUAGUGAUUUUUAAUGUGAUGAUUGAAUGGAUCGAUCAAACGAAUAGAGUAAAAUUACUAAAUAGCAUUUACUUACCCUUAACGUUACCGAAUUUAAUCUGGAGACUGCUUUUGUACUCUAGAUAUACUCGUUUUUAUAUAGUUAAGGCUUUUGCACUAAACCAAUGAGGUUACCGUUGUAUUUUUCUAAACGUUGCUUCUUAUGUGCUCAGUUACAUAUAAAAUUGACGUUGUAUCAUUGUAAAUACAGACGUAUUAAAAUUAAUUCUACUUUGAAUGACUCUUGAUAACUUCAGCUGAUUUUUGUACUUUUAUACUGUCAGAACUUGAAUAACUUAUCGUGUAACUUUAUUUGAGAAAUGUUAAAUGUAGCUUUUGUACUAACUCGAUUGAAAAAUUGAAGCAAGAUCUAAAGUCUUCCUCCGUCUUCCUCAUAGACAAUCAUAUCGUGAGUCUUGUUGUCUCUUCCUUCAUGUGCACUAACCUCAUUAAAUAAAUGCUACUACUUAUGAUCCUUCAUUUGUUCGGUUCUUAUUGGAAACCGGUAAUUGUAAACUGUUUAUUAAAUUUUUGUGUUAAUCCAAUCAGGAUUAUAAGUACAAGGCAUAACAGAAAUGAAAUGUUCUAGUACUGAGACUGUUGUCAUUUGCCAUGUUUUGUAUAGCUUUAAUAUUUUUUGAUAAUGUAAUUAUUAACGUUCACUGUCGGCGUGUCCGUGUGUAAAUAAGACUUGAUUACACUUAAUUCUAAUUACUGUGGCUUUAUCAAAUGUUGGUGAACUUAGUUAUCGCUUAUAUCGUCAAUGUUUUGUUAUGAUACGAUUAAUAUUACAAAUAUUUAUCCUAAAUUUUACUAUGCGUUCGUAUUAGUUCACAAUAAAUUGUUCAAUUUCAACUGA